AAUGGUGAGGUGUAGCACCCGAUAAUAACUUUGGGGGUUGGCGAUGGGGCGGGGUGCCAUCCCACCCGAAAAUGAAAAGUGCGAUUCAUAUCUGUUCAAGAUAGUGAAACUGAAAAUCGAUUUGUAAUUCAAAAGUGGGAACGAAGAGUAAUCAAAAUUGGAUCUCACACCAUAAUUAUUUUGCAUCAGUUUGAGAAUCGUUACUUUUAUCAGAUAUUAGGUAGAUCGAAUUAUACUAUCAUCAAAUUACAUGGAAGCACAACAGAACAUCGUAGAGAAUCUUGAUCGUAUCAGUGAUUUACCUGACAAUAUUAUUCAUCACAUUCUUUCCUUCCUCCUAAUAAAAGAUGUCAUAAGGACCAGCUUCUUAUCAAAAAGAUGGAGAUACAUAUGGACAUCCGUUCCCACUCUAGAAUUCGACGGCUUGGUAUUCUCUCCUAAGACAAAAUUCAUGAACUUUAUCGAAUCAGUUUUGCUUCAUCGUAGUGGAACUGGUAUCCAGACAUUUUCCUUAAGGUUUGGUGGUUAUUAUUGUGAUAGUUCUCAUCUUGAUAGUUGGUUUCUUGCUGCAGCAAACCACAAUGUUCGUGAGCUUAGUAUCUCUUUCCAUACUGGGGAAGCCUUUGAAUUACCUAGUUGCAUUUUUACUUGCAACUCCUUAACUGUUUUGAAGUUGAACUUAUACAACUCUGUUGUUAAUCUUCCUUCAAUUGUUCAUUUACCAUUUCUCAAGAGGCUUCAGCUUACUUCAGUCACAUUUUCGGAAGACGGCUGGAACCAAAUCUUUCGCAAUAGUCCAAUGCUUGAGGAUGUCAUUAUGGAGGAUUGUUAUGCUGAAAAUCUCAGACCUCUUCAGAUUUCCUCUUCUUCAUUGCGAAAUUUGAUUAUAGAUGGUCUCCUAAGAGCAUCCACAGUGGGCGAGUAUAACCAAAUUUAUGGGAUGAGAUCCUAACACAGUGGGACGGAGUAAAGAUCAAAUUUGAUCCAAAGAUCAAAUUCCAGACCAAAUAUGGUCGCGACCAA
Papaver somniferum (opium poppy) is the source of this 1023-nucleotide messenger RNA. Its product is annotated as F-box/FBD/LRR-repeat protein At5g56420-like. Gene Ontology annotation, molecular function: protein binding. The record is from RefSeq and is a predicted model, not a curated record. NCBI's taxonomy places the organism in Eukaryota, Viridiplantae, Streptophyta, Magnoliopsida, Ranunculales, Papaveraceae. The coding region runs from base 251 to 952 and encodes 233 amino acids. The transcript is spliced from 2 exons.